Molecule: messenger RNA, 2186 nt
Organism: Myotis lucifugus (little brown bat)
Lineage: Eukaryota; Metazoa; Chordata; Mammalia; Chiroptera; Vespertilionidae
Gene: DGAT2
Product: diacylglycerol O-acyltransferase 2
Exons: 8
Coding region: 50-1135 (361 amino acids)
Biological process (GO): triglyceride biosynthetic process
Cellular component (GO): endoplasmic reticulum membrane
Molecular function (GO): diacylglycerol O-acyltransferase activity
Source: RefSeq, a predicted model, not a curated record
GCUGGGUAUAGCGGCUUCCCGCAGAGUCGUUACGUGUACCGGCUUCAGCAUGAAGACCCUCAUAGCCGCCUACUCCGGGGUCCUGCGAGGCACCGGCUCCAGCAUCCUCUCUGCCCUCCAGGAUCUUUUCUCCGUUACUUGGCUCAAUAGGUCCAAAGUGGAAAAGCAGCUACAGGUCAUCUCGGUGCUACAAUGGGUCCUGUCCUUCCUCGUGCUGGGAGUGGCCUGCACCGUCAUCCUCAUGUACACGUUCUGCACCGACUGCUGGCUCAUCGCUGUGCUCUACUUCACCUGGCUGGUGUUUGACUGGAACACGCCCAAGAAAGGUGGCAGGAGGUCACAGUGGGUCCGAAAUUGGGCUGUGUGGCGCUACUUUCGAGACUACUUUCCCAUCCAGCUGGUGAAGACUCACAACCUGCUGACCACCAGGAACUACAUCUUUGGCUACCACCCCCACGGCAUCAUGGGUCUGGGUGCCUUCUGCAACUUCAGCACAGAGGCCACGGAAGUGAGCAAGAAGUUCCCCGGCAUAAGGCCCUACCUGGCCACGCUGGCCGGCAACUUCCGGAUGCCAGUGCUGAGGGAGUACCUGAUGUCCGGAGGCAUCUGCCCUGUGAACCGGGACACCAUAGACUACUUGCUUUCAAAGAACGGGAGUGGCAAUGCCAUCAUCAUCGUAGUGGGGGGCGCAGCGGAGUCUCUGAGCUCCAUGCCCGGCAAGAAUGCGGUCACCCUGCGCAACCGCAAGGGCUUUGUGAAGCUGGCCCUGCGACAUGGAGCUGACCUGGUUCCCACCUACUCGUUCGGAGAGAAUGAGGUCUACAAGCAAGUGAUCUUUGAGGAGGGCUCCUGGGGCCGAUGGGUCCAGAAGAAGUUCCAGAAGUACAUUGGCUUCGCCCCGUGCAUCUUCCACGGCCGAGGCCUCUUCUCCUCUGACACCUGGGGGCUGGUGCCCUACUCCAAGCCCAUCACCACUGUCGUGGGUGAGCCCAUCACCAUUCCCAAGCUGGAGCACCCGACCCAGCAGGACAUCGACCUGUACCACGCCAUGUACAUGGAGGCCCUGGUGAAGCUCUUCGACAAGCACAAGACCAGCUUCGGCCUCCCGGAGACCGAGGUCCUGGAGGUGAACUGAGCCAGCCCUCAGCCCGGUGCCGGGAGGACCCCGCUCCGCUGCAAGCCGUUUUCCGCCAAGUUCUCGAGUGCUUUUUGUUCUGUAAAUUUGGAAGUGUCAUGGGUGUCUGUGGGUUAUUUAAAAGAAAUUAUAAUAAUUUUGUUAAACCAUGAAAAUGUUAGGUCUUUUUUAGGAAGGGCAACGCUUGAACAUUUCAGGCCUGUUCCCUUCCAGUGUGUGCUGUUCUCGGUGGUGGCGAACACCUCGGGGCCUUUAGCAUUUCCCAACCAGCCCCUCUUCUUCCAUUCCUGAAGUUACAGAGAAGGCGCGGGCCUGGCUGGCUGGGGAAGAAGGACCGCCGUGCGUGACCCGGGCCAGUUAGACGACUUGCUCUUUGCCCCUGGAGGCUGAGGAGCAGAAGCCGCUCCUGACACAAACACCUCUAGUCCCAGCUGCCUUGACUUGACGGCAGGACUGGUCCCUCUGGCCGAGGGGAAGCCUCGAAGGCACAGUUGUCCCCGUUUUGAAGAGAGCAGUGAUGGGCAUCUGGACCGUUCCAGCGAUUCUCCUCUCUGCCACGUCCCCAGUCUUUCACCCUGAGCCUGGACCGGCCUCCGCAGAGACGGUGGGGGUGGUGAUGAGCCUGUGCCGAGAGCAGGGCUAGCCCAGGCAUACCGUCUCUUGGAUUAUCCAGCUACCACGUUCUGCUUGGAGUGACUGGUUUUCCUCAGGGGGCUGGUGACGUGGACCCAGCACUGACCAGGCCUUGGCCGGAAGCCCAUACUUUCCGGUGGCCUCGUUUUGCUUAACCCCACACCCCCAAGGGGAGGUGUGAGGACGGGGCCCCUCUUCCUGUUCACAGAGGAGCCUGGCCUUCUGAGCAUCAGAUUGGUUUCUGGAUAGGAGCCCCCCGAACCCACGCGUCAGAUGUGUGUGCCUUUUAGGAGGAUGGGGGCCAGGGAGGAAACCCCGCCUUUCUUCUGUGUGUUCUGUUUUCUCUUGAUGAGACCAUUGUACCAUGUCAGACUUUUGUAUAUUCCUAAACAGAUAAAUAAAAAUGAGCGUCCUCUGA